AUGGAAAUUGACUCUAGUAAAAUGAAUCCAGAGACUUUGGUAACAGAAAUCGAACUGUCAUUUGUGUUGUUGAACAAAGCAUCGACUUCUUAUGACAAUAGGUAUAUAUCCAAAGUAUUUAGAGAAUUGGGACCUUUAAGAAGACAGUUGGCAAUUCUGGUUGAACCUUUACGUAUAGUGUUGGGGAAAUUAUAUGCUAAUACUGAACUGAAAGAAUAUUUGAAUAAAUUCAUUACUAUUGAUAAACAUGAGGUAACUGUUGAUUCAACUGAGUCAAUGGAAAUUGAUGGUGAAAAUGCUUCAGAGUUGGUGUUAUUACCUGAAGUAGAUUUGUAUGCUCAUUUAUUAAUCCAAACUUAUCUUUUGGAUACCGGGAAGUUAGAUCUACUUCGGGAUUUCAAUGUUUAUGUGAUACAAUUGUUGAAACAGUACAAUAAAAGAUCAUUAGAUUUGAUUCAAGCUAAAAUAUGGUUUUAUAUUGCAAGAGCUGCAGAAGUAAAUGAAGAUUAUUUUAGUUUACGUCCAGAAUUAUUGAUGAGUUUAAGAACUGCUGAAUUAAGACAUGAUUGUGAAACCACUGCUUCUAUCAUUACAAUCCUUUUGAGAUUCUAUUUGUUAAGUCAUGAUAUUAAUCAAGCAUUAAAUUUAGUGGAAAAGACUCAAUUCCCUUCUAGUACAGGCAAUGCAUUGUCUGCCAGAUACUACUAUUAUUUGGCCAAGAUCAAUGCCAUUCAAUUGGAUUAUUCUGCUGCUCAUGAAUAUGUCAUUGCAGCUAUUCGUAAAGCUCCACAAACUUCUCUUGCUACUGGAUUCCUUCAAACAGCAACCAAAUUGAUGAUCAUUAUUGAAUUACUUAUGGGGGAUAUUCCCGAAUUGAAGACUUUCACCAAGCAAACAGGUAAUUUUGAACCUUAUUUACAAGUCACUAAAGCUGUUAGAUUAGGUGACUUGAAAUUAUUUGGUCAAACUUUGGCUAAAUAUGAAGAAUACUUUAAGAAGGAAAACUUGUACACUUUGGUGUUAAGACUUCGUCAAAAUGUCAUCAAAACUGGUAUUCGAAUCAUAUCAUUGUCUUAUUCUCGUAUAAGUUUGAGAGAUAUUUGUAUUAAAUUACAUUUGGAUUCAGAAGAUGCUGCUGAGUACAUUGUUUCCAAAGCUAUUAAAGAUGGUGUGAUUGAAGCUUCAAUUAAUCAUGAAAAGGGUUAUAUGAAAUCAAAGGAAUUGUUGGAUGUAUAUUCAACUAAGUUACCUCAACAAGAAUUUGAUCAACGAAUUAAAUUUUGCUUGAGCUUAUACAAUGAUAGUGUGAAGUCAAUGAGAUACCCUAAUGAUAAUGGUAAUGAGAAUAACGAAACUCCAGAUACAUCUGCUUUGGACGAAGAAAUGGAGUUUAUUCGAGCUAUGGAAGAUCUCAAUGAUUAUUUGGAUUAG
Lizanozyma spartinae is the source of this 1431-nucleotide messenger RNA. It is a transcript of the gene RPN3, whose product is annotated as proteasome regulatory particle lid subunit. Gene Ontology annotation, cellular component: proteasome regulatory particle, lid subcomplex; proteasome complex. NCBI's taxonomy places the organism in Eukaryota, Fungi, Ascomycota, Pichiomycetes, Serinales, Debaryomycetaceae. Bases 1 to 1431 code for a protein of 476 amino acids. Gene Ontology annotation, molecular function: enzyme regulator activity. The record is from RefSeq and is a predicted model, not a curated record. The transcript has a single exon. Gene Ontology annotation, biological process: regulation of protein catabolic process; ubiquitin-dependent protein catabolic process.